Vigna radiata var. radiata (mung bean) is the source of this 1418-nucleotide messenger RNA. Its product is annotated as triphosphate tunel metalloenzyme 3. Bases 335 to 934 code for a protein of 199 amino acids. NCBI's taxonomy places the organism in Eukaryota, Viridiplantae, Streptophyta, Magnoliopsida, Fabales, Fabaceae. The transcript is spliced from 2 exons. The record is from RefSeq and is a predicted model, not a curated record.
UUACCAUAUGACAGACCCGACCCGAGUGUCGACGACUAAGAAUAGGGUGAGCUGAACGACGCACUGAAAGAAUACGAGGAAGAGUGGUUUCCAAGUUAGAAAAUGCUGAGAAGAAAGCCAACAAAAAUCGAAGUCAAGAUCGAAGAUAAAGAAGAACUCGAGGAAGCUCGCCGACGCAACGCUUCCGUCACCACUGCCACCACUACCGCCCCCGCUGGCACCACUUCUCUCCUCCGUCAGCUGGAUCGCGGCGGUGAAGAUCCCGCUUCCAAGGCGCAUCGUAUCGGCCUCUCCUCGUAAAACCCUAGCCUCAGUCUCCCACCUUUCUUUCCCAAUGGAGGUCGAAGUGAAGCUGCGCCUCGCAGACGCCAACGCCCACCGACGUGUCACCAGCUUGCUCUCCCCCUUCCACGUCGUCACCCACCGCCAGAAAAAUCUCUUCUUCGACGGCGCUGCGUCCGAGCUCUCCGAGCGCCGCGCUGUGCUGCGCUUGCGCUUCUACGGUGACGACGAGCGGUGCGUCGUUUCGCUGAAGGCGCGAGCGGUGCUGGUGGACGGCGUCAGUCGAGUGGAGGAGGACGAGGAGGAUCUGGACCCGCGGGUCGGGCGCGAAUGCGUUGCAGAGCCUGGGAAGUUGGGAUCGGUGGAAUCUAGGGUUUUGCGGAGGGUGAAGGAGGAGUUUGGAACUGAAAAGGGGUUUAUAGGAUUGGGAGGGUUUGGGAACGUGAGGAAUGUGUAUGAUUGGAAGGGAUUGAAAUUGGAGGUGGAUGAAACUAAGUUUGACUCUGGGAUUCUCUAUGAGAUCGAAUGUGAGAGUGUUGAUCCCGAAGGAGCUAAACGGCUCCUUGAGGAGUUCUUGAAGGAGAAUGACAUUGAUUAUUCUUACUCUACAGCCUCCAAAUUUGCCAUCUUUCGAUCUGGAAAACUGCCUUAGUCAGUGCCUGAUACGCAGAAGUUGGGAAGAAUUGCAAUUGGGUAGGGAUGGUGUAGCGGGCUUCUGAAGACUGUUUUUCCAUUUGAGGCUGAGGACACAACAUAUCAUAUCAUAUGCAAUAUAUUGUGUGAAGCCUAUAAGCCUUGCAGUGUUUGUAGUAUCCAAACCUAUGGUUAUGCAAUAUUAGCGGUUACUAAUGUUAUAAUGUUAGGAUGCAUGCAACUUAAUAGCUUAAGCUUGUAAGUAGAAAGAUACUGAGGGAUUGAAAAGGGAAUGUCAAGACAAGCUAGAUCUAUAGCUAGAGAUUUGUAUGGUAAUCGUUUCUUGGCUUUAUAUAUAUCAGUUGCUUGCUGAUAUCAAAAAAAGAGUUCGUCACAGAAUAUCUUCAGUGAAUUAUCCAUCACAAAUUUAAGGAGAGGAACUAUUGUGCUCCUUCCAUGUGUAUGUUCUGCUAGAUUUUUUUUUGGAAGUGAUUUUUCAUGAA